Molecule: messenger RNA, 387 nt
Organism: Staurois parvus
Lineage: Eukaryota; Metazoa; Chordata; Amphibia; Anura; Ranidae
Source: the annotation of a GenBank genome assembly
CAGGUCUCGGGCCCUCAGGCGGAGCGGCGGGGCGCCGGACCCCCAGGCGGAGCGACAGGUCUCGGGGCCCUCAGGCGGAGCGGCGGGCGCCGGACCCCCAGGCGGAGCGACAGGCGGAGCGGCGGGCACCGGACCCCCAGAUGGAGCGACAGGUGGAGCGACAGGUCUCGGGCCCCCAGGCGGAGCGGCGGGCACCGAGUCACCAGGCACGACAGUGGGCUCCGAGUCAACUGGUAUGACCGCAGGCACUGGGGUCAGACAUUGUAUGGUCUGGCUGGACAGCGGGCAUCGGGUCACCAGGCAUCAGGUCAUUUUGGCUCGACAGCGGGCACCGCGUCAUCUGGCAAGGCAGUGGGCUCCGAGUCAACUGGUAUGACCGCGGGCACU